Messenger RNA from Prunus armeniaca (apricot), 270 nucleotides. The record is from the annotation of a GenBank genome assembly. NCBI's taxonomy places the organism in Eukaryota, Viridiplantae, Streptophyta, Magnoliopsida, Rosales, Rosaceae.
AUGUCAUCAAAUCCAAUUUCUCCAAUUCCACGCAAAAUAUCAAAGGAAAAAGUGGUGAAUUUUUCAGACUUUAGAGAAGGUGGAAGGGUUAGGUGCAAAGUUGAGAUGACAAGUCCGAUCUUUGUGAUUUCUUUAAUGGCAUCGGUGUUCAAGUGCUCUAUCAUCAACUCCAACAAGCUUGACAUAGGGAAGGAGGAGGGGAUGAGGUUGGCUGGCGAAGAGGAGGGAGAGGCAAAUGUCGUCGGUCAGAUUGAUGUUAUAUUGGGGUAA